Messenger RNA from Cryptotermes secundus, 2704 nucleotides. RefSeq lists its product as uncharacterized. The record is from RefSeq and is a predicted model, not a curated record. The coding region runs from base 1447 to 2307 and encodes 286 amino acids. The transcript is spliced from 7 exons. Lineage: Eukaryota; Metazoa; Arthropoda; Insecta; Blattodea; Kalotermitidae.
AUAAAGGCUAAAGAAAAAGAUAAAAAAGGGCUACGACCGAUUGCAUCUUGAAAGUGUUGGACGGAGCAAGGGAUAACACAUGCACAUCCAAAGUGUGUCGGUUUGAUAAACAUAGAGAGGUCGCGAGUGAUGCAGAAGCGGCAAGGCUGCUGCUGUCGUAACGUCAGUGUUUGUUUGGAAACAACAGCGUGUGUGUAGGAGGUUAGGUUGUUUUGUAUUCAGUCUGUCGCAGAGUUAGGUCCAGUAGAAACGUUCGUGCGUGGAAACGGGAGCAUGGAGCUGACGUGAAUGACUGCAUUGCAAGCCGAAUGCUGUGAGAGAUAUCCCUUCUGCCUCCGUCCAGAUUCAUAACUACUCGACAGUCUUUCCGAGCAGGUUGUUUGAGGGACCGAAGACUGAUCCAGCUGUAACAUGGUUGGUGACUUGUGGUGGCAGGUGCCACCGUAGAUGUUCCAGAAGCCGUUACAUCCAAUUUUAUUACUAUCUUCAUCAUAUAAAAUAGCAAAAAGAGGCUUUCUAUCGCCCCUUGUGCAAUAUUGGAGCUUGGCAACGUCCGUUGUUACAUCGGGUUAAAUUUGGCACUGCCGUUUUCGCUAGCAGUAUCACAGAAGCGAAGGAAGUUGACCUAGCAAGCAAGACAGAGACGGAAGGAAAGUGAGUAAUUUCAAAUACCACGAAUAGAUCUUGUCUGUACAGCUAACAGAUCUGAUGGCAGAGCCAGAGUCUUGUCUUUAGCUGUUGAGUCUGUGAUGGAAAACUGUUUGGAAGUUCUUUAUUUGACCUUGGCAGUCGAAUAAUAAUAUGGUGCGUCUGAAUCCAAAAUGAUGGUGUAGAAGGAAUAAGAAUAAAAAAAGAAACCUUGCAACUCGAUGCACCAGAACAUGUUUUUUUUUUUACCAGAACAUGUGUAUGGGUUUUUAGUGUGUGAGUGAUUGUGUUCGUAGUAAGAGCGUGUCUAAACUGAACUGUGUGUGUGAUAAAACGUCUCUUCUAAUUCAUGGGGUCGUGGAAAGAAACAUUUGCUAAGAAGAUAAAAUGAAGUUUCGUGUUUAACUGACCAAGCUGCAUGUUGUAUAGUAACAGCGGCAUAUCAAACCUGCUUCAAGACAAGGGCGUAAUUUGUAUCUGACACACAAGUCAUGUGUCUCGCAAGACAUAAAUAGUGGACAGUCUAUAUCACUUGAAUUUUACAUCGAAUGCAUUUCACAAGCACAGGCCUAUCUGUUAUAUACAACAUACAUAUGUAACGUCUCACAUAUAUAAUUUCUUACGGCUGUAUUACACGAGGAGCAGAGUCUCAUGCAGUACUGAUCUUGUGUCGUUACUACACUUUGAUAUUAAAUUUGAAAUCAAUUUGUGUAUAAGGACGCAGUGUCUGGUAAGAGGAGCAACCAUUUCAUAAGAACAAUAAGUACCGUUUUAAAAACUGACUCUGAAAUUAUCAGAAUGGUCGUCACCUGCGUAAUGUUGUUCUUCUUGUUGGUGUUGAGCAAUUCUGUCUCAGCCUGGAUCACAUGGUACGCCUCAACACAGCACGACUUCAGCAUUACACCUGGAGCCGGUGACAGCAAUGAGGUCAGCCAUCAAACUGACAGCACAACGAAUAUUCCUGCUGAGUUGGACAUCCUGAGACUGUUGAACGUGACUGGGGCAACCCCUGGUGUGAGUGAAGUGCUAGGCCCCUCGGCGCACCUCCCUGCCUACAAGUUCCGACCCGGCUACAAUGACGUGCUCGUACCGGGCCCAGGGGCCAUCGCUGCGGCCCUUACAGCUCCCGCGGGAUUCACACUGCUCUUUGUAUACAGGCAGCACCGCAAGUCUCUAGGAACCCUACUGUCAAUACACUCACCCGGCCGGGUCACGCCUUGGUUCCAGGCGACUUCAAACCUCCGGACGGGUCAGUUAGUGCUGCACUACAGGAUCACGUCAGACUCAAAGCUGCAUCAAAAUUCUUGGGCCCUACAGCAGCAGCAGCCUGUUCCGGCACAGAGGACGGCGCGAGGCAGUUGCAUUCCCGCGUCAGAGACGAAGAGAGGAAAUGGUUGGACGUAUCUGGCUCUGGUAUUCAAUGCCAGUUCGAGCACAUUGACCCUUUACCUGGAUUGUCAGAUGCCAAAACCACAGCCUAUUGCAGGAAACACAGGAGCAGGGAUCCCAGAAUUCCACAUACCACAGGAUUCGUUGGUUUAUUUCAGACAAGAACCAGGAUUUAAGAAGAAAUUUCUGGGAUCAAUGCAGGUGGCACAAAUAAUGUCGCGCCCCAUCUCCAGAAAUGAUGUCGGCUGGUCCUGCAACCCACUUCCUUAGCAGAAGAAACGCUGGUUCCUGGAGGCUAGGCAUCUCUGGUUACGUGACAUCGCAGCUGUAGUCAACGUUAUGAAGAUGGAUGGUGCCUGAUUUUAAGCUGUGAGCUCUCUUUCUUUUGCUUUCGGAUAUAUAUGGAAGUACAGAAACCCUCAUUUCUAGUUAGUAGUUCUAUCUAGGUAAUUUGCCAAUUUUAAAUUAUUGUAUUCAUUUGAAAAAAUUAAACAGAGUUAAAAAAGAGUCAAGCUAUAAAUAGAAGGUAGCAAAGCAUUGCAUUGCACAGACAAACCUGCAGUUUUAUUUCAGUCUUUAAAGCUACAAUUUCUGUUCAAUCUUUGUAAUCUUCUUUAUUAACAGGAACUUAGUUUAAAUAAAGAAAUAAAUACAGUGCUGUAAUUUA